AUGGCCGCCACAACUUCGACUCCCAGCACCUCUCAAUCGUCCAACAAGAACCAGAAGUUGGAGCUGGACACCGCCCAACACAAGUCCAACCAAGCCGCCACCUCAAAGCAAGUGGCAUCCCCAAAGCCAACCAAAGUCGUCAAGCCCACGCCGCUGCGUCGACGUGAAAAGGCGUCCCUCUUUCACAAGCCUCAGAAAAGAAGCCCACUUGUCGCCAUUGGAGCCGCCAAACUCAACGCUCUCGGCAACAAAGAGAUACUCUACGACCUUGUCAAGCCUUCUCCAGGCAUGCGUCCCCACAAGGACAUCUACACCGUCCCGUCUGCUCGUGGCUACAAGCGAAUAACCGUCACCAAAAUCAUGGCGGCGCCUAAGACUCUCAUCGCUCCGCGAGCGAUCGACAACUCCGCCUCAAAGGAGCUGCUGGAGCUGUUUGAGAAAGGCAGAGCAGAGAAGCAGAGACAAAAGGAGAUCGACGCGCUGUUCAACUAG
Messenger RNA from Fonsecaea nubica, 492 nucleotides. RefSeq lists its product as hypothetical. The coding region runs from base 1 to 492 and encodes 163 amino acids. The transcript has a single exon. The record is from RefSeq and is a predicted model, not a curated record. NCBI's taxonomy places the organism in Eukaryota, Fungi, Ascomycota, Eurotiomycetes, Chaetothyriales, Herpotrichiellaceae.